AUGUCGACGCGGCAGAUCCGGAAGCUCCAGGAGGAGCUGGAGCGCAAGAGGAUGGAGGAGGCGGCCGCGGCCGCGGAGGGGAACGCGGAGUCCUCAGACGACGACGCGGGCGACAGCGACAGCGAGCCGCAGGGAAAAGGACCGGUGAAUCUGUUCGCCCUUCUGGGCGAUGACGGCGAGGUCGCCAGCGAGGACGGCGCAUCGGACGACCAGGCCCCCGCCUCGUCCACCAAGAAGUCAAAGAAGAAGAAGAAGCGCGGGAAAACCGCCAAACCCGACCCCAAGGAAGCAGCAAGCACAUCCAGCGAAGACAUCGACCAGCUCAUUGCCGAACUCAACAUCCGGCCCGCCGCGGAAGCCACGCAGCCCGCGAGCGACGCGGCCGCGCCCACGGAGCCCCUCCUGCUCGCCGCGGACCCGAAGCACCUCCGGCCCGAGGCGGAGCUCCGGCGACGGUUCGGGAGCGCCGCGCUCGCGGACGAUGAUGACCAGCCGCAGGCGCACUGGCCGCCGGGGGGGGGGUCGGGGCUGAGCAUGGAGGAGAUCGCGGCGCCGGAGGGGCGGGCGUCGCCGCCGGGGACGCGGUGGUUCCGGUUCGUGCGGUCGGAGGGGUACAACGUCAUGGAGGAGAUGUUUUCAGAUAUGGUUCAGACUUUCGAUCCAAACAACAUCAUGAUGAACCUGCAGCACCACCCCUACCACGUCGCCUCCCUCCUCGCCCUCCACGACGUCUGCCGCCAGACCGGCGACGCCGAGGGCGCCUCCGACUUCCUCGCGCGCGCCCUCUACGCCAUGGAGUCGGCAUUCCACCCGCGCUGCGACGCCUGCUCCGCCACCGCGCGCCUCCCGGCCUCGGAACCCACGAACGCGGACUGGCACCGCGCAGGCUUCCUCCACGUCCAAGCCCUCACCCGCAGCGGCUGCCACCGCACCGCGCUCGAAGCCUGCAAGCUUCUGCUGUCUCUCGAACCAUCGGACCCGACCGGCCUCCUGCACGGCUGCGUCGACUACCUGGCGAUCCGCGCCGGCGAAGGCCGCUUCCUCGUCGAGCUCGCGUCCGGCAAGGCGCUCGAGGACGUCCCCGGCGUCCCGAGCGUCGGCCUGCUGCCGAACUUCGCGUACAGCGUCGCGCUGGCGAAACGGAACGACGCGGUGCGCAGCGGCGGGGACGGACAGGGCGGGGCCGACGACGCGCUGCUCGGCGCGCUCGCGCUGCACCCUGCCGUCCUGCCCGCGCUCAUGUCUGCCCUCGCGGGCAAAGGCGUGCACCAAGAUGCAGAAUGGAAGUCUAUUCUUGCGCACGAGUUCUUCAGCGGAGCGGACCACGGGGGCUGCCGGUCGCUCGAGUACCUGUCGGACAUCUUCGUGGAGCGGUCGCAUCCGCUGUGGCGCGCGGACCAGGUCCUGCGGUGGCUCAAGCGUGGCGCGCGGCGUCUGACGGAGCUGGCUGACGCGGGGGGGAGUGUUUCGGGGAUCUCGGUGGCGGAGUGGGCGACCGUGCGCGCGCAGGCGUUCCCGCCGUCCGACACGAACAACUUCGUGCACCUCGACGUCGCGGACUUCAGCGAGGCGCAGCAGAUUCUGCCGCCGGACGAGGACCCGGGGGGGGGUGUGCCGGGGGGGGUCGACGACGGCUUCGCGGCCGCCGCGGAGAACCUCCCGCCGGGCGUCGCGGAGGCCAUGGCGCAGGACGCGGGCGUGGACGUGCAGGAGUUGCGGGAGAUGGGUGGACUGGCGGCGUUUCUGCGCACGCUGCUGCCGUGGGUGAACCCGCAGAACAACGACGGGGGCGCGCAGCAGGAGCGCGGGGCCGAGGAGGGCGGGCCGCGGGAGUGA
Molecule: messenger RNA, 1836 nt
Organism: Pedinophyceae sp. YPF-701
Lineage: Eukaryota; Viridiplantae; Chlorophyta; Pedinophyceae
Source: the annotation of a GenBank genome assembly